GUGAAAGACGCUGCGCGCGCCUCUGCUCUUCCGUCCUCAUUCUCUUUUCGGUUGUCCCGGAUCAGUUAGUCUUCCUCUAACCAGGCUUCAUAUCUCCACGGACUUCCCCACCUUCCAUCGUUCUUUGGACCACGAAAGCAAACGAUUGCAUGUAUAUAGCGGUACGAGAUUCUCAGCAGAUGGAGAAAGUGCCGUGACUUCUCGACUUGGCCUUCUGUACAAUCACCCGAGCGAAAUGACGUUUAGUUUCACUUCGACCCUCCUUCUUUGAACAUUCGGUACGCGAAAACGAUCGGCAUCAACAAAAUAAAUAAAUAGUAAAUAAAAGUAAAUAGGACCAUAAGGGAAGAAAUGAAGCAGCAGAGAUAGAUAAGACAAAUGUGCUGUUAAAAGCAUUCUUAUAAAAAAGAGAUAAUUAUACGGUGUAUGAAUACGAAGUAACAAGAAAAGAUGCUAAUGUCAAUAGCAUUUUGGUUGUUAGUCAGCUUAAUUGCUUUUUGGAUUCUUCUUGGACCAGCUACGAAAGUUCUGCGUACUCUAUGGGAAAUUAUCAUACAGAUAUAUGAUAAAAAGUCAGUCGAUUUGCGAACAAAAUUUGGCGAAUGGGCUGUUGUCACUGGCUCAACUGACGGUAUUGGCAAAGCUUAUGCUAAAGAGUUAGCAAUAAGAAAUAUAAAUUUGAUUCUAAUUAGCAGAAAUUUAGAAAAACUUGAAUCGACGAAAGAAGAAAUACUACUAAUAAAUCCAAAAAUCGAAGUUAAAGUUAUAACGGCGGAUUUUACUGAAGGAGAAAAUGCUUUUAUCAAGAUUCGUUCUCAGUUGCAAGAUAUAUCGGUCGGUAUACUAGUUAAUAAUGUGGGUAAGCAAUAUGAAUAUCCCAUGUACGUUGGAGAGGUGCCUGAGAUGGAAUUGUGGGAUAUUAUCAAUGUGAACGUGGGUGCGACUACGUUAAUGACACGGCUAGUUAUCGGAGAGAUGCAGAAACGUGGACGAGGCGCGAUUGUCAAUGUCUCUUCCGGAUCUGAGUUUCAACCAUUGCCAUUAAUGACGGUAUACGCCGCCACAAAAGCGUACGUGAAGAGCUUUUCUGAUGCACUCAGGGCGGAAUACUCUAAACACGGCAUAACCGUUCACCAUCUGUCACCUCUUUUCGUCAAUACCAAAAUGAACGCAUUUAGCCAUAGACUUCAGGUUUCAAGUAUAUUUGUGCCUGAUGCCACAACUUAUGCAAGAAAUGCCAUCGCCAUUCUUGGUAAAAUGGAUAACAGUACUGGAUACUGGGCACAUAGUAUUCAGAAAUUCAUAACAUUAACAUUACCUGUAUGGUUCAGAAUGAAAGUUGGACAAAUAAUCAAUGAGAAUUUAAGGCAAGAUUAUUUUCAACAAAAAAGACAACAAAAAUUGUAAUAAUAUUAAUAUAAAUUAAGCAUUUUUCUUAAAUAUUUACAUGAACUAAUAUAAAAAUAAAUAACUAACAAAUUGCUGAUUAUUAUACUUAUUUUUAAUAUUAAACAGACAAAAUAAAGAAAUAUAUAUAAUUAUAAGUUUAUAAAUAUAAGAUAGAUAGAUAUAAUUAAGAUAUAGAUAUAAUUUUCUUAAGAUUGAUAAUACAUUCAAUAAACUCAACAUGUUUCUUAUAGAAUAUUAAAAAAGCAAAAUAAUUAUAUAAAACUCUGCUCGAUUUUAAGAAAUAUAUAAAAAUAAAUAUUACUGUUUAUAAACGAU
Formica exsecta is the source of this 1725-nucleotide messenger RNA. RefSeq names its product inactive hydroxysteroid dehydrogenase-like protein 1. The record is from RefSeq and is a predicted model, not a curated record. The transcript is spliced from 6 exons. Gene Ontology annotation, molecular function: oxidoreductase activity. Bases 451 to 1407 code for a protein of 318 amino acids. NCBI's taxonomy places the organism in Eukaryota, Metazoa, Arthropoda, Insecta, Hymenoptera, Formicidae. Gene Ontology annotation, cellular component: endoplasmic reticulum.